This is a messenger RNA of Protopolystoma xenopodis, 951 nucleotides long. Lineage: Eukaryota; Metazoa; Platyhelminthes; Monogenea; Polystomatidea; Polystomatidae. The record is from the annotation of a GenBank genome assembly.
GAUGCCCCGAUUCAACCGAAUGUCAGUUCCGAGGUGGACACUUCACACAUCAAUUUUGAGGAGCGAGAUCUUAGUGCCAGUGGCCCCUUUAGUGGUAGUGGCUCAGGAACAGGUAAGUUCGCACGCAACGGCUGCGCUUUUGCAGCCAAGAAGGCUGCACCAGCUUUCUUCACUGGUGAUCAUAUCUCGUUUGCAGGAUUCACUUUCAUACGAGAUCAUGUAUAUCUACGAAACAGACUACAAUCAAGCGCCAGCGAUAGACUUGGUAUCGAAGCUGACCCAGGAGACGCUACUUUAGAAGCCUCUGCAGCCGUUUCUGGCUCUGGUUCAGGGACUGCUGGUGGUUGUGGAGAGUCUACAGAUCAAGUGUCUGAGUUGCGAACUAGUCUGCAAGCAGCCGAACGACAAGCCGCCAUUAAUGCCGUGGCAUUACGUGAGGCUGAGCGCCGGCUGUCUGAUGCCCUAGCGACCAAUCUGGCUGCUCAAGCUACUGCUGACAAGCACGCCGAAGAGGCGCGUAGUCGACUUGCAGCGGCCCAAGCAGAUCGGGAUAAGGCCACAGAGCAGGCAGCUGCUCUUACGCGCCAUCUUGCAGUUCUACAAGCAGGCCUCGAGACUGAGCGGCAGACCGCUGCAGCAGCUGCAGCAUCAUCUCGUCAGGAAGUGAAUUGCCUGCAGGACCGCUUUGCUGAGGCGGAGACUAGGGCUGAAACGCUUCUCAAACAAUUGUCAGAGGCUAGACAACAAAUAGAGGUUGCAGCGACUACUUCGGUGGAUUCGGAUUACUGUAGUGGAGUCCCCUGUGAAAAAGUUGAUAAUGAGCAAGUUCGCUUGGAGGCAGAGCUAUUGGCAGCACGCGCUGAGGCACAGGACUUGGCCGCCAAGGUGACUCAGACGACCUCCGAGAUGUCCAUGAUGAAACGCAGCUAUUCAGAUCAAGUUAGUUUUUGA